AUCCAGCUCUAAAGCUCUGCCAAUCUUGGGAAAACCUCAAGAAUUAGUUAAACUGACAUGUGGGUUUUUUCUUGUUUAUACUGAUCAGUUCUUAAUAUUUUUGCUUGAUGGAGUGAAAUGUAGCUCAGCUUUACAGAGUACAGUUGAGCCUAGGAGUAAACCUAUGCUUUACAACUUUUUUUUUUAGUUUUCUUCUUUCUAUUUGGGAAUUUUUGAAUACUCUUCUAUGAUCUAGGCUAUAAUUAAGAAUCCAUUUGAGAGAAUUCUUCCCUGUGGCUGCUAACGUGAAAUGGGUCUCACUGGGGAAUUGGUUAGGAGUGUCUUCUCCAAGAGUCGGUCUGUGGGUGCUCAUGAUAGCAAUGUGAGGAAUUAUGGGGUGGACAAGAGAAGAUGGAGCUCUGUGAGAUCCUAUCUUUGUGGGGAUGAAAUCAAUUCAGUCCUUGCCGAGGAGGAUUCAGCUUCUGUUAGGAGUUCUGAGGCUACUGUUACCCAACCUGUUGGAGAAGAUCUGAAAGACGAAGUGGAAAUCCAAUAUGAAGAGAAGGAAGAAUUGAAAGAACAAAAACCCCAGGAAAACCAGAAUUCAGGCACUAGAGUCUUGAACAACGAGGAAGCUGCCACUAUCAUCCAGUCAGCAUUUAGAGGGUUUAUGGCUAGGCGUCGAAGUGGAAUAAUGGAAGAGAUGUAUAACACAGAGAGUCUUCAAGAAAUGGCUAGUCCAAGUAGGGUGUCACUCGGGACAUCAGUUGAAGUUCAAACAGGGAACUCUGUGGAAACUCUUACAGUUAGGGAAGAAAGCGUGACUGCCCAACAUCGAGUGCAGCAGAAAGCCAGAAGCCAGGUGUCCAAGCUGAAGGGAGACUGGGAUGACAGCACAGUGAGUAGCAACAUAUCAAAAAUGAGAAUCCAGCACAGACUUGAGGCAAUGACCAGGCGUGAGAGAGCUCUAGCUUAUGCAUUCUCUCAACAGUUACGAAUUUGUUCAAAGAAAAAGUCAACACAAUCUGGCACAGCAGAACCCAAUAUGGGAUGGAGCUGGCUUGAACGAUGGAUGGCAACCCGGCAUACAGAAAGUCAUUUGGUCGAAGACCACAUGAGCAAGCAUCUCAGCUCCGUCAAUGGAGAUCGAAGAUGCGUGAUUAUUAAGAACAGUUUUGAUGUUGGAGAAGAGGAAAGCUGUGGAUCUAAUGAGGUACCUGUUGGGGUGGAAAAUUUUGCGGUUACAGCACAAAGUAUGGAUGAUAGAUACAGGCCAGUUAAGAACAGGCCAAAGCUUACACGUACUGUUUCAAGACAAAAAACUGUGCCUACAUGCCAGUUCUCAACACAACAGACCAAGGUGACCAAAAGUGAUUUUUCAAGGGAACCCAAAAGAGAGAGAAAACAGAUGCAAAUGCAUCCCAGAGGUAACGGAGAGCCAAAGAAUAAGGAUGCCUCAUCACCAGCAACAUCUGUUCCACUGAUCAGUAGUUCCAAGUGUGCCCCUUCAGAGUAAGCAAAAGAAAAAAGUUGGGGCUUUUAAAUCUGUUAAAGAGGAGAUUAGGUUCUUUACUGUUUCUGUAACUAUGAAGAGACAGCUUCAAGAUAAGCCAUAUUUCUAUCUGUUAGAUAGUUGCUUUACUUGCUUCAUCUCCUUGAACAUACAUUGGAAUUAUGAAAUAAAAGCACCAUGUAGCAUAUA
This is a messenger RNA of Telopea speciosissima, 1681 nucleotides long. RefSeq names its product protein IQ-DOMAIN 33. Gene Ontology annotation, molecular function: protein binding. NCBI's taxonomy places the organism in Eukaryota, Viridiplantae, Streptophyta, Magnoliopsida, Proteales, Proteaceae. The coding region runs from base 290 to 1495 and encodes 401 amino acids. The transcript has 6 exons. The record is from RefSeq and is a predicted model, not a curated record.